AUGAAGCUACCCCCGAUCGCUGUAGCUUGUCUCUCCGCCCUCGCUAUAGACUCGUGCAGCAACAUUAUUGCACAACGCCUCAAAGCAUGGAACGAAUCAAAGCCAUUCGUCUUCGACCGUGUUCUCUUCACCCAGUUCGCCAUCAUGGUCGUACUCACCGCACCCAUCAACUACCAUUGGCAGAAUUGGCUCGAACGCGCAUUUCCGGGCUGGAAGACGGUUAGGCAGACUAGGGCUGUAGGGGAAGGUGAAGAGGAGAAGGGCAUAAUGCUGAGAGAGGAUGGGGAUGGAAAAAGCAUAGUGGAAGAAGAGGUCAGAGUAAGGAAUUGGUGGAAUAUCUUUAGGAAAUGGUUCACAGACUGUAUUACCAUGGGCGCCCUGCUGAAUCAGUCCAUGUUCUUGAUCUUGAUCGGUCUCAUGAAGGGCAAGACUGUGGCAUUGAUUGUACAAGACUUCAGAAAUGAGCUUUUUGGUCUCAUCUUCGAUUCAUACAAAGUCUGGCCGAUUGCCAACUUCUUCAGCACGACCUUUGUCCCCGUCGAGCGCCGCAUUGUCUUCCUCAGUUUCUGUGGUCUGUUAUGGAACAUUUACCUCUCGCUGGUGGCAGCUAGAUUAUAG
Alternaria burnsii is the source of this 618-nucleotide messenger RNA. RefSeq lists its product as uncharacterized. The record is from RefSeq and is a predicted model, not a curated record. The transcript is spliced from 3 exons. Gene Ontology annotation, cellular component: cytoplasm; membrane. Lineage: Eukaryota; Fungi; Ascomycota; Dothideomycetes; Pleosporales; Pleosporaceae. The coding region runs from base 1 to 618 and encodes 205 amino acids.